Messenger RNA from Melanotaenia boesemani (Boeseman's rainbowfish), 1211 nucleotides. RefSeq names its product ELOVL fatty acid elongase 8b (gene elovl8b). The transcript has 8 exons. NCBI's taxonomy places the organism in Eukaryota, Metazoa, Chordata, Actinopteri, Atheriniformes, Melanotaeniidae. Gene Ontology annotation, molecular function: fatty acid elongase activity. The coding region runs from base 222 to 1013 and encodes 263 amino acids. Gene Ontology annotation, biological process: very long-chain fatty acid biosynthetic process; fatty acid elongation, monounsaturated fatty acid; sphingolipid biosynthetic process. The record is from RefSeq and is a predicted model, not a curated record. Gene Ontology annotation, cellular component: endoplasmic reticulum membrane.
UUUCUUGGCUUGUAGUCUGAAAGCCGGCUGGAGUUACCGCUCAUCGAGGUGUUACAUCUGCAGUUCCUGGGCCUUCGCUCCUUCCUGUAUUCGCGUCCAUAUUUGGCUUUCGGACAUUCAAGUUGAACUUUGUCUACAAUUAUUUGACUAACAGCUUUAGAAAGUGUCCAAAGGUUUCCAGAACUGUCAUUGAAGCUUGCUGCUAAAACACGGUUUGCAAGAUGGCUUCUGCAUGGCAGCGUGUCUUGUCUGCACACCAGAGAAUAGUUGAAAAUGGAGACAAGAGGACAGACCCCUGGCUGCUGGUCUACUCCCCCAUCCCAGUGUCAAUCAUCUUCCUGGUUUACCUCUGCGUGGUCUGGGCCGGUCCUCGUCUGAUGAAUCACAGACAACCUGUUGACCUCAAAGUGGUCCUCAUAGUUUACAACUUUGCCAUGGUUGGUUUGUCUGCAUAUAUGUUCCAUGAGUUCCUGUUCACAUCCUGGCUCUCAAACUACAGCCUCCUCUGUCAGCCUGUAGAUUACAGCACCAGUCCACUGGCAAUGAGGAUGGCCAGAGCGUGCUGGUGGUUUUUCUUCUCCAAGGUCAUAGAGCUCAGUGAUACGAUCUUCUUCAUCCUGCGGAAGAAGAACAAUCAGCUGACUUUCCUUCAUGUUUACCAUCACGGCACCAUGAUCUUCAACUGGUGGGCAGGAAUCAAGUAUGUGGCUGGAGGACAGUCGUUCUUCAUCGGUGUGGUCAACACCUUCGUUCAUGUCGUCAUGUACUCUUACUACGGCCUGGCGGCGAUCGGCCCUCACAUGCAGAAGUACCUGUGGUGGAAACGAUACCUGACUUCUCUGCAGCUAGUGCAAUUCCUGCUCUUCCUCCUGCACACAGGCUACAACCUUUUCACAGAGUGUGACUUCCCCGACUCUAUGAACAUGUUGGUGUUUGGUUACUGCAUCACCCUCAUCAUCCUUUUUAGUAACUUUUAUUAUCAGAGCUACCUUAACAAGAAGAAACAGAAAUGAGAUGUCAAAAGUUUUUAUGAUAGAUAAAAUCUGAAAGUUGUGGCCACUAGAGGGCAGAUUAUGUCCACAGUUUGCAGGUUUUUACUCAGGCUCUUCAACCAUCAUACUUGACAAUCUAUGCAAACACACAAGUGAUGUAAACAAUUUUGACACAGCAUGUAAUUUUUUUUUAUUAUUAUUUAUAAUAAAAAAAAAAAU